AUGGUCCAGCUAUGCACGGGGCAGGACUACGGCACGCCUUCUUACAACCCAGACGCCCCAAACCCCACCAACGACUAUUCCAACCCGAGCAGCCAGUAUGACAACCCCUACGAUCCAAACAGAAGAAACCCCAACAGGAAUCCGUAUGAUUUGAGCCAAUACGAUACGAACCGGAACCAGUACGAUUCGAACCGGAACCAGUACGAUCCUAACCGGAACCAGUACGAUCCUAACCGGAACCAGUACAACCAGUAUGAAAAUCGAAAUGAUCAAACGUACGGGCAGAACACUUAUAACCCCGAUAAUACUCCAAGACCUUGGGACGGGGGUCGAAAUUACGGCACCUCGCUUAAAGUCUCUGAAUUGGAACAUGAUAGCGUCAUUAUUAACGAGGCCACAUAUUUCAUAGUGGCGUCCCGCAUGGUCCGUCCCGGCCAAGUCUACAAGAUCUCGGCCAACAUUUUGCGUGCGCGUCUACAGAUGACCAUCCGCGCAUCUAUCUCACGCAACGGCGUUGAGGUCGCCGAUGUCAUAGAGAAAGUCAAAGAGGGAGUACCGGAGAUUUUGAACAUGCGCAUGCCGUUCACGACGGCGCCGGGAGACUACAAGCUACGCGUCGAGGGCCUGUACUUGGACGACCCGUUCGGUGGGCGGGCCUUUGUCAACGAGACGCAACUGACAUUCUCCAGCCGCUUUAUGACCAUAUUCAUACAGCUAGACAAGCCCGUCUAUAAGCAGGGACAAACUGUGAAAUUCCGCGUGAUACCAAUAACUACCGAACUGAAGGCGUCCGGCCGAGCUAUCGACGUAUAUAUCUUGGACCCCAAUGGACGGAUCAUGAAGAGGUGGUUAUCACGGCAGAGCAACUUCGGUACUGUGAGCCUGCAGUACCAGAUGUCGGACCAACCGCAGUACGGCGAAUGGUCGGUACGCGUGGAAGCUCUUGGUCAAAUUGAGGUGGCGCAAUUCCUCGUCGAAGAGUACUACCAAACACGUUUCGAGGUGAACGUGACGAUGCCGGCGUUCUUCUUCGAUACGGAGCCGUUCAUCCACGGGCGCGUAAUGGCGAACUACACGUCGGGCGCGCCGGUGCGCGGCAACCUCACGCUGAAGGCCACCGUGCGCCCCAUACCGCAGUACCGGCCGCGCUACUUCACGCAGGGCCAGUUCAACAACCGCGGAGACCCUGCGGCGUACGGGCUCUACGCCACCACACAGUACACCAGGGUUCGUCAAAACUACAAUCCGUAUUUGUACAAUGAGAGCAUUCAGUAUGAGUACACGGAUGGUCGUAAUGGGCCAGUGGAUGUGAAGCACCUGCCUGGGCAGCCAAACCAGAUUGACCAGCCAGAUUGGUGGUACGACCCACAAAAGGUCUACACGAGGCUAUUUAAUUUCGAUGAAAAGUUCCCAUUCUGGAUGCCAAAACCAGACCCUGUUCAGAUUGCGAACCAAUACCAGGAUUACCCCAACUACAACACGUAUACAACAUCCACGUACAACAACUACUACAAUGAUCCUUAUUAUAGCCGGUUGCCAUAUUUAAGAUAUUUCAACGGCACAUAUGACUUCAAAUUUCCCAUGUCGGAGCUGUCGCAACUUGUGCCGAGUCUAGAUGGAGUUGAAGUGAUCAUCACUGCAUCUGUGGGGGAUCCGUUUCUGGACGAUGUGAUAGAGGGUUAUAGCAUAGCAAGGAUUUUUAACUCUUCAUUGGCUGUCACAUUUCUGGGCGGAUCGGUACAAGUGUUUAAGCCUGCUAUGCCCUUCGAUGUUUAUAUGGCGGUGUCUUACCACGACGGGUCGCCGCUGCCGCGCUGGCAGGCGGCGGGCGUGUCGCUGGUGGUGGAGCUGCAGGUGGAGGGGCGCGGUGCCGCCAUCGAGCCGCAGCGGCCCUCGCUCGCGCCCGGGCACGAAGCCGUCUGGCACCUGCGCCUCGACCUCUACAAGCUGCUCAAGCUGGAGAACGACCCUAACUACCGCGAGGUUUUGAACGGCAUAACGGGCGUGCGCGUGACGGCGCAGCUGGCGGACGCGGUGGGCGGGCGCGCGGCGGCCGACGUGCACUUCGUGCCGCACUACAGCCCCAACAACCACCACCUGCGCGUCUCCACCAGCACCACCGACGCACGGGUACCAACCACACGCACACACGUGCACUUGGUGCCGCACUACAGCCCCAACAACCACCACCUGCGCGUCUCCACCAGCACCACCGACGCACGGGUACCAACCACACGCACACACGUGCACUUGGUGCCGCACUACAGCCCCAACAACCACCACCUGCGCGUCUCCACCAGCACCACCGACGCACGGGUACCAACCCACACGCACACACGUGUACUUGGUGCCGCACUACAGCCCCAACAACCACCACCUGCGCGUCUCCACCAGCACCACCGACGCACGGGUACCAACCACACGCACACACGUGCACUUGGUGCCGCACUACAGCCCCAACAACCACCACCUGCGCGUCUCCACCAGCACCACGGACGAACGGGUACCAACCACACGCACACACGUGCACUUGGUGCCGCACUACAGCCCCAACAACCACCACCUGCGCGUCUCCACCAGCACCACCGACGCACAGGUACCAACCACACGCACACACGUGCACUCGGUGCCGCACUACAGCCCCAACAACCACCACCUGCGCGUCUCCACCAGCACCACAGACGAACGGGUAAGAACCACACGCACACACGUGCACUUGGUGCCGCACUACAGCCCCAACAACCACCACCUGCGCGUCUCCACCAGCACCACCGACGCACGGGUACCAACCACACGCGCACACGUGCACUUGGUGCUGCACUACAGCCCCAACAACCACCACCUGCGCGUCUCCACCAGCACCACCGACGCACGGGUACCACCCACACGCACACACGUGCACUUGGUGCCGCACUACAGCCCCAACAACCACCACCUGCGCGUCUCCACCAGCACCACCGACGCACGGGUACCAACCACACGCACACACGUGCACUUGGUGCCGCACUACAGCCCCAACAACCACCACCUGCGCGUCUCCACCAGCACCACCGACGCACGGGUACCAACCACACGCACACACGUGCACUUCGUGCCGCACGACAUCCCCAACAACCACCACCUGCGCGUCUCCACCAGCACCACCGACGCACGGGUACCAACCACACGCACACACGUGCACUUGGUGCCGCACGACAUCCCCAACAACCACCACCUGCGCGUCUCCACUAA
This is a messenger RNA of Parnassius apollo (apollo), 3231 nucleotides long. NCBI's taxonomy places the organism in Eukaryota, Metazoa, Arthropoda, Insecta, Lepidoptera, Papilionidae. The record is from the annotation of a GenBank genome assembly.